Messenger RNA from Suillus paluster, 2598 nucleotides. RefSeq lists its product as uncharacterized. NCBI's taxonomy places the organism in Eukaryota, Fungi, Basidiomycota, Agaricomycetes, Boletales, Suillaceae. The annotation marks the transcript as partial. The transcript has 10 exons. The record is from RefSeq and is a predicted model, not a curated record.
CGGUGUUUGUCUUGCUCAGGAACACAUGCUUGGUGUUCUUCUUGUGUUCUUAAAGCUCAUCAACACAACCCCUUCCACAACCUUCAACUCUGGAAUGGCAGGUUCUACGAGACUACUACCCUGCAGGCUCAAGGGUAUAUAAUGUAUCUUGGCCAUGGGGGGGAACCUUGCCCCAAUCUCUCACAUCAGCCAGACCCAUCUCCCUGGGAAGAUCUUGGGUCCAUGGAAGAUGUGUUUGCACAGGAGGAGGGGGAUACAAUUAAUGACACGCAGUCAGGAGUAUCUAACCUGGUCAUUGUACACUCUACUGGUGUUUACUCACACAGUGUAUCAUGGUGCUGGUGUCCUGGAGCUGAGAAGGCACAUCAUCUCCAUCUCAUGAAAGCAAGGUUAUUUCCUGCCAGUAUCACUCGCCCUCGAUCUGCUUUCACAUUCGAUGUCCUGGAUAACUUCCUCAUAGACACUUUGGAGUGCAAGACUUCAGCCAUGAGUUUCUAUCAAAAGCUCCGUCGGUUCACAAACAAUGCUUUCCCUGAUAAAAUACCAGAUCGAUACCGUGAGCUUAUGCGAGUGUCACGUAUAUGGCGGGAUUUGGUCAAUAGAAAAAGGUUCGGGUUUGGACAUGACACGGAACGGUCCCCUGGUCCAGGGGAUUUAGCCCUUUAUUGCCCAACAUGUCCACAACCUGGAAUCAACUUGCCAACGUCUUGGAGAUAUGACUAUGAAGAGUGGUUAGUUAUGCGAAGAUAUGUGGUCGAUGGAAAUUUCACAGCACAACAUAUGAAAAUGAAAAUUCCGGAAGACGAUGUUUCUCUAGCAGAUGGAAAGGGAUACAUGGUAACAGAGGGACCUUAUCAAGCUCACAUCCAUGAUUCUGUAGAAGAGAAAGAGGCAAGUGAUGAUUUUGAACGAUUGAAAUCCACUUGCAGCAAUCAUCGGGCAGUGAAUGCAACAAACAUCCAAAGAAGCAACCUUAGAGCUACAGGGGUUGGGGCAACAGCAUGUGCCAGGCAUGGAUGCUUUGUUCCUCACACAGUGGUGGACUUUCAAAAGGGAGAGCGGCACAUGAACAUGGACUAUUCCAUUUGCAAUGCGGUUAAAUAUACACCCGAACAUAUUGGCAGUAUGCUCAUCAUCUAUGAUGUUGCAUGUCAGUGGAGUAUUCACUUUGCUGAACGGGUGGACCAAAGCUAUCAUCUGUCCCUUCCCGAGGGGACCGAAAUAUUACCUGCACCAGGCAUAUUGAUGGGGAAAUAUUGGAGACGCUCUGGGCUCCUUUCAACAAGAUUUCCCCUACUGCAAGAUCCAUUCAAGUCAUUACUCAAAAAGUAUCGUCAAGCCCUACAGGGUGUUAGUGACACUCAGGGUCCAUAUGAGGAAUUAACCAAAUCGCUUGACUUGGAUGAUGUUCAGGAGUGGAAAAAGGCAGCCAAAAAAGCGGCUCAGGACCGUGGAGAGCUUCUUGACAUCUAUCAGCUUAAAAUGGACAAAGCACCCUCUAUGGCUGAAAUACGUCUCAGAUUGACUGAAAAUGAACUAUCUGCUAAUGGUAGGACUGGGUCUGUUGCAUGGUUGAUCGAGGGUAUAAAUAUAGAAAAUUCUCAAGAUGCCUUGAGAUUGUCUAUAAGGCAGCUGCCCCAGGAUCCGACUGCUUCUCAGAGAACCGCGAUUGAAGAAAAAAGGCAAAAGCUCAUGGCACGGAUUAUUAAGUUCCAUGAGGCUGCAGAGGUCAUGACUAAUGGUAUGGAAUUGAAGGGAGGUGAAGGAGCACCACUGGACAACCCUGAACUGUGCCUGGAGGAGGCUGACAUAUCCAAUAUGGAAGAUCCAGAGGAAGAGGACAUUUUGGACUUUGACAGUAAUAUUGACUCACCUGCAGAAGUCACUGAGAUUUGGAUGCCAUCAUGGGCAACCUCUGGUCACAUCAUGGAUGAUGUCAUCUUGGCAUUACGUCAAGAAGAACUCGAGCUUCAGAAGGGCCAAGCAAACGACUGCCUGGAAAAGCUUCGUCAAGCCCUGGGUGAUAGAUCAGUUGUCUUUCGGGAGAAAAUACACUCCAACAAAUCAGUCCAUCACCAGGGCACUAGAUCUAAAAAGGAACUUCAAAUGAUAACUCUCUCCAUCAACAGACAUGCAAGAGGCUACAGCCGGGCAAGGGCUGCAAUGCUCCACCUAGGGGCUGACUCUGAUACAGUGGCAGUGUAUCAACCCCUAAAGCCUCAGGACCUAGUGGUGAGCAAAGAAGUCACAGAAGAAAACAGACAUGGGCAGGGUUCAGAUAAAUUGGCUUGGUUUUGGAGGAUCAACAAUGCAGAGGACAGUCAGAAGAACGUAUGGAUGAAUGAGUUUUAUCGUGUGAAUUGGUUGAAAGCUAAAGCAAGGUACGACUGUUGGUCAGAAGAACUGAAAUUGGUACAACAUGAAAUGUUUUGGACCAUAUCCUGGUUUCGGACACAGGAGGAGAGGUGGAGAGUUUGGGCAGAUGAAAGCAUCAAGAAUGGGAAUAGGGCAUAUGCUGAGAGGCAGGCAUCUAUGUGGGCAGAAUUUUCAGCUCAGGGCCUCGAGAAUUUUGAAGGAAAAUUACUUAUAACAAGUUGA